This is a messenger RNA of Chelonia mydas (Green sea turtle), 3934 nucleotides long. It is a transcript of the gene SLC25A48, whose product is annotated as solute carrier family 25 member 48. Gene Ontology annotation, cellular component: mitochondrion. Gene Ontology annotation, molecular function: transmembrane transporter activity. NCBI's taxonomy places the organism in Eukaryota, Metazoa, Chordata, Testudines, Cheloniidae. The record is from RefSeq and is a predicted model, not a curated record. Gene Ontology annotation, biological process: transmembrane transport. Bases 636 to 1649 code for a protein of 337 amino acids. The transcript has 7 exons.
CUCAGUGCUCAUGGCUACCCCUGUGCCUGCUGCUCCUGCUUUCCACCCAGCCUAGCCUUUGUCCUGCCCCUGCUUUGGACCGCCUGCUACCCUGCUUCUCCAGUUACUGACCCUGAGCUUGAGCCAUGGCUUUGGCUUCUGACUGCUUACUCUGGCUUGACCCUAGGCUCUGGUAUCCAAUUCCUAGCAUCCGGUUUGACCAUGCCUCUGGUUUCUGACUACGGCUUAAUCCUCGGCUCUGGUUUCCAGUCACUGCCCUCUGGUUUGAUCCAUGGUUCUGACUGCUGACUCUGGUUUGCCUCUCAGCUCUAGCAUUGAGUGCUUGACCUUCAGCUUGACUCUUGGCUCCACCUUUAACUACGGACUCCAGUUCUGACCCUAAUCGCUGGUUCCUGACAUCUGCUCCAGCCAUGAAGUCUCACACCCGCUCUGAUCACUAGGCUAGACCGCCCUUGUCCCGCCAUUGAAUGACAGAGAUUUUCACAAGCAGCCUCAAACGCACGCACACAAAACCUGGUUAAGAGAAAAUGGGUUUUGCAUGGGAAAAUAGGUUUUGCGUGUGCAGAGGUUGAAUAUAAAAAUCUGUCCUCCAUGUUGCAGACAGUGCAUGGGACAGCAACGCAGCCCCUCCACAUAUGCUAUUCCAGCCCCUGGUCUGCAGUAUCCUCCAUAAAUCAUGCACAGUGCCCUUCAUGUCAACUGGUCUCACCAUCACCACCUCUCUGGGUUGGCUCUUGGGGAUCUGGAGCAGAUUAUUAGCUCCAUCUCACAAAGGAGCUGCAAGUGUAAUUGUGGGGCAUCCUCUGGACACAGUAAAGACUCGCUUACAAGCUGGACAAGGAUAUGGAAAUACACUUAAUUGUAUCCUUACCGUGUACAGAAAUGAAAGUGUUGUCGGAUUCUUUAAAGGGAUGUCUUUCCCAUUGGCCAGCAUUGCUGUCUACAGCUCGGUGACAUUUGGUGUCUUCAGCAAUACUCAAAGGUUUAUUAGCCAGCAGCGCUAUGGAGAUUCUAACCAUGCCCCGGCACUCUCGGACUUGAUUGUUGCCAGCAUGGUAGCAGGGGUUGUCUCAGUAGGAAUUGGUGGUCCUGUGGACCUAAUAAAGAUAAGACUACAGAUGCAGACACAGCCAUUUAUUAAAGCAAACAUAAACUUAAGGCACAGGGCAACUGGGUUUCCCGCAUACAGAGGCCCAAUUCACUGUGUUAGUUCAAUCCUUCGGCAGGAGGGCUUAGCAGGAAUAUACCGAGGUGCCGGCGCAAUGCUUCUGAGGGAUGUUCCUGGGUAUUGCCUAUACUUCAUCCCUUAUACAUUUCUCUGUGGCUGGAUUACUCCUGAGGGAUGCAUAUCUCCUAGUCCCUCUUCUGUGUGGAUAGCAGGAGGUAUAGCAGGAGCAAUUUCCUGGGGGACUGCUACUCCGAUGGAUGUUGUGAAAAGUCGACUUCAAGCUGAUGGGGUUUAUUUAAACAAAUACAAAGGAGUCAUUGAUUGCAUCUCCCAGAGCUACCAUAGUGAGGGCUUAAAAGUCUUUGUUAGGGGCAUCACAGUCAAUGCAGUGCGAGGAUUCCCGAUGAGUGCAGCCAUGUUUCUUGGAUAUGAACUUUCACUCAAAGCACUAAGAGGAGACCAAGCUGAGACCAAUCCUUAACACCCAGGUCAGCUUCACAAAGAUCUUUAUUGAUUUCAGAGCCACCAACGCUAUUAAAAAUAGAGACCUCAUCACUGAAAUCAGUGGAAGUUGUGGCUGUCCAGAACUUCUGAAAACCCUCUAUCUAAGGUACUUAUGUGGCCCCCUCCCCGUAGUAUCUAAGCUUCUCACAGUCAUGUGUGUGUUUAUCCUCGCGACACCCCUGUGAGGUAGGGAAGGGCUAUUUCCCCCAUUUUACAGAUGGUGAAUUGAUGUGCAGAGAGACUAAGUGACUUGUCUAGGGUCACACAGCAGCAGCUUGGGAUAGCCUGAGUACAAACCCGCCCUGACCCUGUGAGCCUCUGCCUAUGCUAAUCCUGGCUACGCUGCUAUUUUUAGCAUGCUAGCUUCAGCUGAGCUAGCGAGGGCCUGUCGACCCAUACUGGGAAGGACCCUGCCAGCUGCAGCGUAGACGUACCCGAAGAUGCCGAAAUAUGGAUUUAGGUGCCUAACUUUAGCCACCCAGCAUUGAAAACCUUGGCCUAAGUGACUUAGUCAAGGUGACAAAGCUCCCAGUAGACCCAAAAGGUUGGCUCUAAAUUAUGGCUCAGCUUCAAACAUAGUGGGUGUAGCUGUAAUCCCGUUUAAAUCCGUGGAGCAGAACCUCCUCAUAUCAGAUCUCAGUCUGGUCUAUUGCGUCCCUUGAGCCUUUAGCUUACUUGGAUCACCAUAACUGCCCUUGUUCACACUUUUAAAAAAUCUUCAUGCUAUCUUUCCUAAGGGGCAGGUGUCUGGUGCAGGCUGUUGCAGCCUAGCAAGUAGAGGCAGAUGCAAGGUUUCCGGUGACAGGUGGGAGUAAAUAGGACCCAGUGUCAGGGACGGCUCUAGGUUUUUUGCUGCCCCAAGCAAAACAUUUUUUGCCCCCCUCCGCCCCCCCUUUUUUGGCUGGAAUGCCUCUCCUAGAAACGUGCCACCCCCGGAAACGUGCCCAUAGGCGCCGACUCGGUGGGUGCUCCGGGGCUGGAGCACCCCCAGAGAAAAAUUGGUGGGUGCUCUGCACCCACCGGCAGCUCCCCACCCCACCCCCUGCCCCAGCUCACCUCCGCCUCUGCCUCCUCCCCUGAGCACACUGCUGCCACUCCGCUUCUCACCCCUCCCUCCCAGGCUUGCUGCGAAACAGCUGUUUCGCGUGGGGAGAAGCGGAGCGGUGUGUGCCUGUGGGAGGAGGCGGGGCCAGGGAUUUGGGGAAGGGGUUGGAAUGGGGGCGGGGAAAGGGCAGAGUUGGGGUGGGGCUAGGGGCGGGAUGGGCGCAAGCACCCACCGGCGCCGGGUAAAGUCAGCGCCUAUGAAUGUGCCUCCCCUGGAAAUGUGUUGCCCCAAGCACGUGCUUGCUUUGCUGGUGCCUGGAGCCGGUCCUGCCCACUGUGGUCCUGUACCCCCUGGGGGAAGGGCUGUGGGGCCAGAAGCAUAGUGGGCAGAAGGGCAGUGCAUUAGGUGAGCAGAGAUUGGGAGCUCUGAGGUAUAGUCCCCUCGGUCCCCUCCGUCAAGUUGCUCCAUGAGUUUUCGGUGGGGGAAACAACAGGAGCAACUCUACCUAGAAUUUCCCCCUGCUUGUGGCCCCUGCAGACAAGCUGAGAAGGGAAUGGAGUAGCAGCCAGGAGGGUGCUCCCACUCCCCUCCACCGAGCCAGAAGAAGGAAACAGGGAGUUGCAGGCCUCCCUCCGUUCCUCUCUCCAACAUUAGAAGAACAGUGACUAGGUACAGGGCCAAAAUGUCCCGCCCCCUAAACCCAGAAAGGAGCUGCUAAGCAUGUGGGCUCUAGGAGGCUUUCCCUAUGCCCUGAGACUGGAUUGGGUCCUUCCCCUUGAGCCCAAGACAAAAUGGGAGUGGGGCCAAGAGGGUCCCUCUACCACAAGGCCUGAAAAGGAGUAGAAGCAAAGCCAAAGUCUCACCCCACUUGAGGACCAGCCAGACUGGGAGGUGGCUCUCUGGGCUAGGAUGCUCAUCUGCUGCCUGCUCUUGGGCCUCGCGUUUGCUACUACUGAGAUUAACCAGAGUAGUCAGUUUUCCAUAAAUGAAGAACAAAAUACAUCCAGUGCAAGCGCCCUUUGAGCAAAAGUCCUUCCAUCACUGAUUACAUUUAAAGCGUCAUUCUCUCCGCAUUACCUACUUCGAAACACAUCGUUCUCAUCUAAGGACGGUUGGGAAUAUUAUUUCCUUUCAAUGAAAACUAAAUUAUAUGUCAUUUAUUUGCCUAUUCUGUGUAAAAUGGAACAUGAAUGAAUUAAAAUGGAAAGUCAUGGGAA